Tyto alba (common barn owl) is the source of this 5671-nucleotide messenger RNA. RefSeq names its product hypoxia inducible factor 1 subunit alpha (gene HIF1A). Gene Ontology annotation, cellular component: nucleus. The record is from RefSeq and is a predicted model, not a curated record. The transcript is spliced from 15 exons. Gene Ontology annotation, molecular function: RNA polymerase II transcription regulatory region sequence-specific DNA binding; DNA-binding transcription factor activity, RNA polymerase II-specific; protein dimerization activity. Gene Ontology annotation, biological process: regulation of transcription by RNA polymerase II; cellular response to hypoxia. Lineage: Eukaryota; Metazoa; Chordata; Aves; Strigiformes; Tytonidae. The coding region runs from base 277 to 2706 and encodes 809 amino acids.
ACUGGCGCAGCGCGGGGUCCGGGCCGGCCGCGCCCGCCCCCGCCGCCGCCUCCUCCUCCUCCUCCUCCUCCUCGGCGCCCAGCCCACCGCCGCCGCUGCGCCCUUCGCCGCCCGCACCUCCCCGCAGCCUGCCCCGAUGCUCUGAGCCCGCGCGGCCCCAGACCCGGCCCCUUUUCCCGGCCGCGCCGCCAUCUCCCCGCGCCCCGUUGGCGGCCAUUGGAGCCGCCCGCCUCGCAGCUCGGGCAGCCGGCGGGAGGACCCGCUCAGCCCGCCGCCAUGGAGAGCCCCGGCGGCGUCACCGACAAGAAGAGGAUUAGCUCAGAACGCAGAAAAGAGAAGUCGAGAGAUGCAGCCCGGUGCCGAAGGAGCAAGGAAUCGGAAGUAUUCUAUGAGCUUGCUCAUCAGCUGCCCCUGCCCCACACCGUGAGCGCACACCUGGACAAGGCAUCCAUUAUGAGACUGACCAUCAGCUACUUGCGCAUGAGAAAGCUGCUAGAUGCUGGUGAGCUGGAGACAGAAGCCAAAAUGGAGAAGGAACUGAACUGUUUCUACUUGAAAGCUCUUGAUGGAUUUGUCAUGGUUCUGUCCGAAGAUGGGGACAUGAUUUACAUGUCUGAAAAUGUGAACAAGUGUAUGGGACUCACUCAGUUUGAGUUGACGGGGCACAGUGUAUUUGAUUUCACUCAUCCAUGUGACCAUGAAGAGCUGAGAGAAAUGCUUACACACAGAAAUGGUCCUGUGAAAAAGGGCAAAGAGCAAAACACGGAGCGCAGCUUUUUUCUCAGAAUGAAGUGUACACUGACUAGCAGGGGAAGAACAGUGAAUAUUAAGUCGGCUACAUGGAAGGUACUUCACUGCACUGGACACAUUCGUGUAUACGACACAUGUGGUAAUCAAACUCACUGUGGCUACAAAAAGCCUCCCAUGACGUGUCUGGUGUUGAUCUGUGAACCUAUUCCACAUCCAUCAAACAUUGAGGUCCCCUUGGACAGUAAAACGUUCCUCAGUCGUCACAGUCUUGAUAUGAAAUUUUCCUAUUGUGAUGAAAGAAUUACAGAGUUGAUGGGGUAUGAGCCAGAGGAACUUCUGGGUCGCUCAAUCUAUGAGUACUAUCAUGCACUGGAUUCUGAUCAUCUCACCAAAACACACCACGACAUGUUCACAAAAGGGCAGGUGACAACAGGACAGUACAGAAUGCUUGCUAAACAAGGUGGCUACGUCUGGGUUGAAACUCAAGCAACUGUUAUAUACAACACUAAGAAUUCUCAGCCACAGUGUAUAGUGUGCGUAAACUAUGUGUUGAGUGGAAUUGUUCAGAAAGACUUGAUUUUUUCCCUUGGACAAACUGAGUGCAUGUUGAAACCAGUGGAGUCUCCUGAUAUGACCAAAAUAUUCAGCAAAGAUGACCUGGAUGAUACCAACAGCCUGUUUGAAAAACUUAAACAGGAACCAGAUGCUUUAACUGUGCUGGCCCCAGCAGCUGGAGACACAAUUAUCUCUCUAGAUUUCAGCAGUAAUGAGUCUGAUGAACAACAAUGUGAUGAAGUUCCUUUGUAUAACGAUGUAAUGCUCCCCUCAUCCAGUGAGAAAUUGCAGAAUAUAAAUAUGGCAAUGUCCCCACUACCUGCCUCUGAAACUACAAAGCCACUUCGUAGCAGUGCUGAUCCUGCACUCAAUAGAGAAGUUGUAUCAAAGCUGGAGCCAAACACAGAGCCACUCGAACUUUCUUUUACCAUGCCUCAGGUGCAGGAGCGACCAACCAGCCCUUCUGAUGCAAGUACCAGCCAGAGUUCACCUGAGCCCAGUAGUCCCAAUGACUACUGCUUUGAUGUGGAUAAUGAUAUGGCUAAUGAAUUCAAACUGGAAUUAGUGGAGAAACUCUUUGCAAUAGAUACAGAAGCAAAAAAUCCAUUCUCCACUCAGGAAACUGAUUUAGAUCUGGAGAUGUUGGCUCCUUACAUCCCAAUGGAUGAUGAUUUCCAGUUGCGAUCCUUUGAUCAGCUAUCUCCUCUGGAAAGCAGUUCUUCUGGCUCUCAAAACGCAGCCACCAUUACCAUAUUUCAGCAGACUCAGACACCGUCAAGUACUGCUGAUGAAAUAAAACCAGUGACAGAACAUGUGGAUGAUGUGAAGACGCUAAUUGUUCCUUCAUCUCCUGUCCACAUAAUGAAUGAAACGAGUAGUGCCCCAGCAUCCCCUUACGGCGGGAACAGGAGUCGAACUGCGUCUCCGGUCAGAGCAGGAAAAGGAACAUUGGAUCAGACGGAAAAAUCUUGUCCAGGAGCGCCCAGUUUGCUAACAGUCACUCUGAAUAAAAGAUCUACUGCAAUGGAUGAAGAACUAAAUCCAAAGAUGCUAGCUUUGCAUAAUGCUCAGAGAAAACGAAAAAUGGAACAUGAUGGUUCACUUUUUCAGGCAGUUGGAAUUGGGUCUUUAUUCCAGCAGACAGGUGACCGUGGAGGAAAUACAUCACUUGCUUGGAAGCGUGUAAAGGGAUGCAAAACAAAUGGUCAUAAUGGAGUAGAGCAGAAGACAAUCAUUCUUCUAUCAACUGACAUAGCAAGUAAACUUCUAGGGCAGUCGAUGGAUGAAAGUGGACUACCCCAACUCACGAGUUACGAUUGCGAAGUAAACGCUCCCAUACAAGGCAACAGAAACCUGCUACAGGGUGAAGAAUUGCUCAGAGCUCUGGAUCAAGUUAACUGAGCUUUCACAAUACUUGUUCCUUUUUUGGACACUGGUGAAUCAUCACCUAAAGCAGUCUAUUUAUAUUUUCUAUAUCUGAUUUUAGAAGCCUGGCUACAGUACUGCACUAAUUCAGUUAGUUCAGUUUUGAUCCCCUUUCUACUUAUUUUGACAGUCUUUUUAAUAUGUUCUUUAUGUAACAAUAACUCAAACUACAGUGCAUUUUUAUAAUUCUUUGGUACAUACACUUUUAAGUCCAUUACAUUUAAAACACACUUGCAGUAGCAGCUUUGAAAUAUGCACCUGAUUUUAAAAAAAUAUUUAUUUUUUGGCUGGGGAGUUAGUCACCAAAACUUACCAUUAGUAAAAUGCCAACACAGGAAAAACUGGGAAUACUUUCAUCCUGCUCUUCAUAGGUAGGUGGAAGACUUGUGCUCUCUUACUCUUUAUGUUCAAAUAAGUUUUUUAUUUUAAUAGCUUUUGUAAGAACAACAAUGCUUUGCAGCAGUGCAUUGUAGCCACAAUCGCACAAUAUAUUUUCUUAAAAAAUACCAGCAGUUCCUCAUGCAAUAUAUUCUGCAUUUAUAAAAACUAGUUUUUAAGAAGAAUCUUCUUUUGUUCGCCUAUUAAAUCAUGUUUAAACCUGGAUCAUGUCAUUAUUUUAGUCACGUUGUAAUAUAAAUCGUUCUUAAAUGCUGUCUUAUGCUUUUGACUUAAAUGAGUGUGGUUAGUCAAAGGAAAGGCUUUAUCUGGAAAGGGCUAGCAGCAUUUCAUUUGGAUAAGUUCUCAAUUUAGAGAGAGAUUGAUGUUCUUAAAGUAGUCACUUUGCCAGCUUAAAAAAAAAAAAAAAAUCCCUGCCUGUAGUUGUUGAAGUUAAUGCUAAUAUUGUGUAUGAUCUUAAAUCUAAAUGUUCAGCUUACCCUGUGUGGUAUAGGUGAUAUUUCAAGCAGAUUGUAAAACAUCUUGCAUUGUUAGCAAAGUUUUAUCUAGUACAUCAUUGAGUUGCUCAAUAUUUUGAUGUUUUGGUUUUAUGCACCUUGUUGCUAUUAACAUCCAUAUGUUUUCAUGUAGAUUUCAGUAACUUGAAUAUAUUUAGAAGCCUUUUUAUUUAGAAAUAUAUAGUUGUCACAAACAUCUUAUUUUCCUAUAUGUACUGUACAAAACCUUCAUUCACUCAUUCUUUUGCUCUUUGUGGUUGGAUCUAACACUAACUGUAUUGUUUUCUUACAUCAAUAAACUAUAUGUGGACCAGGCCCCCCUGGGGAGUGUGUUAUCUGAGAGAAAUGAGAUAAUUUAUAUUUUUGUUAGUGGUUAUUGUUCAUCCGUGUUCCCUUUUUAACUUAGAGUUGAUUGGAAAUCACUGCUUCUUUAUUUUGAUUGUAACAUCUCUGCAUUAAUUAUUUGAGCCUAUUCAGUACUGAAGUCUCCUAGACAGUGUUGUACUACUGCUCGCCAAAGAUGUUAAACUUUUGAAUCUGUUGUCACACCAGUUAGCAAACUUGAAAGUGAGAAGACAGCACAUUUGUGUUACUUCAGAGUGGGAAGAUUCUUCCUUAUGAACAGCUUAAAGGUUUGUCUCUGGAAGCUUUAUCAAGGUAACACUGGAAAGCAGGAAAAAGUAAAAUUCAUAGGAGUGAUCAAUUAAAGAUGGAUUUUUAAUCACAAAACUGCAUGAUUAAAAAAUUAACCUGGUACUUGAUGAUAAAGCUUGUUCUACAUCCUUGUGCUGUUGACUCAGUAACUUUGACUACGUGACUCUUCUCAUUUUGCUGUCAUAAAACAAAAUGCUACUGAUAUAACCUUGUAAUGUGUAAAUAUGGGCAAAAUAUUCUGUGCAUUCUUCAAACUAUUUUUAAAAAACCUAUCUCCAUGUAAGAAGUUAACUGUGGAGUGUCAGAAGAUUUAUUCUGGUUUUAUUUUGGAGACUUCAUUUUCAUUAGACUUGAGCGUUUUGAAAUCAGUAUAAUGGUACAUAAGCUUAAUGUGUUUUCCAAAAUUACUGUUUCACUGAAAUGAGCACUUUUCAAACUGACACAACUGUAUUAAACUAAAUGGAGACUAUUGGCUAUCAUCUGAAAAAAAAAAAAAAAAAAGGCACUGGUAACAGAAAGCAGUUGCAUACUUCUUAAAGUUUGAGUAGAAGUUGCACGAAGAGAGGAGCCUGUGUAGGUGUAUUAAGCUAGAGUUGAAGCUCAUGCAGAGAACAUUUUGACCAUAUACACCUGUUACUAUUAAAGAUUUUUAGUGCAGCCUUUACGUGUGCAGAGUUUAUAAAGUUCUCUGGAUAAAAGCAGCAGAGCUACUGAAUGCCUGCUGUGUGAGGUCUCGUGGAUGGCAUUCUUUCCAUGGCAUCUCUCUCUGUCAGCAGUUAGAAGGUUUAAUAGUGAAGUUGCUAAAGGCUUAAGCAAAGCACCAGCUGUUAGGGGUAUCCCUUAAGCUUAGCUCUGCAUGGAUUGACCUGAUACUUUGCUGAGAUAGUGAGGAGAGUCUUGCAGACUUGUGAAGGUGUUCUGCUUUUCUCACUGCCCAGGCAAGCUCUGAGCUGGCCUGGCAGGUCAUCCCGUUUUAUCUUCAUACCAUCUUGUUUGAUGUUGUUCUGCUAUUCUCUUGACCUUAUUUUGGAGGAGCCUGACCUAUUUGGAUCUGCCAGUUCCUCUUCAGUGUACUUUAAGAGGGCAGUAAAUUUUCAUAGAGAAAAAUCUAUAUUAAAAAGAGGAGGAAAAUUUAAGUGACCCACAUCAUUUCUGGUUAUGAGCCUGCUGGAAUCAUCUCUGGUCUUAAUGACAGCAGCUGUGGAUUUAAAUGAGCUAUGUUUCAUCUAAGAAUCUUCCCAGCUGUUGUUCUUGAUUAUACAUAAUAACAAGGCAUAGCAUUUUGUUUGCUGUCCUGGUAAAAGUGACUGAAACAAGCAAUUAAUGGAAUGAACUGCAGUAGCUGUAUUGAUUUACUCUAGGGGAGAAAAAAACCCAAACCAAAACCCCAACCA